AUGAUUGUUCCAACAGGUCCAUCCAAAUCCAUCAAGAUUAACAUCUUUGACAAACUUCCACGUGAAUCAACCGUCUUUAUUGCUUCUCAGUUGAACCAAACUGACAAGUAUAACUUGCUUAGAUCCAGUGGGUAUUUAUAUACCACAUUGUUGCCAACCCUUUAUGAAAAAGUUGUUGUCAUUUCAACUUCAACUUCAAUUAAUGUUCGUGAAAUUGGGAAUGGUCGUCGUGAAUUCCAUUAUCCAAAUGAUAAAUCAAUCGUUUCUGAUAAACGUGCUAUUAAGAAGUUUUUCAAGACUAUUAAUAAAACCGUUUAUAACCAUGAUGGGAAAAUUAGAAUCUCCACAUUGAUGAAUUUAUUCCAUUGUUAUUAUUCUUUAAUUCCUGAAGGUUUUAAAACUUUUAAUGAUGAUAGUGAUAAAUAUUAUACCCUUGAUGAUUUAGAGGAUACUUUUUUUGAUUGUUUCCAUGAGGCUUUUGAUUUUGAAAAAACUGAAAUUCCAAUCUCUGAAUUUUUCUGUUUGAAUGUUUUCAAAUGUUUGGUUAAAUUAACUUAUUGUAAAGAUAUUUGUGUUCCAUCAAUGGUUUAUUCCAAGUUGAUUUAUAACCUUGAUCAUUAUGAUUAUAUUAGGGAUAGGAAAGUUGAACGUGGUGUUGAUCAAACUUUUAAAAAUUAUUACAAGAAAUUUCUUAAAGGUGAAUUAUUUUUGGAUUUUUUCAGAAUUAGUAACGGAUUAAAAUUAAGUCUUUCAAAUUUAACCAAUAUAAGAGUUUCAUUUGCUGAUCCAUUCCUGGCUAGAAGUAUUUUGGGAUCUUGUGAUUCUUCAAAAUUGAAAAAAUUAACUUUGGAUCAUAUGUGUUGUGGUCAUGAUUGUGAAUCUGAUCAUUUGAAAACAUUAACUCAUGAUCAAUUGAAUAGGAAAUUCUUGUUGAUUGAUGAGUUUUUCAAAUUGAGCCAUAUUAAAUGUAUUUUCAAUAGAUUGCAAGAUUUGGAAUUGGUUUUCCAUAAUGGGUAUAAUAGAGCAGUUUUCAGAAAAUUUUUGUUUGGUAUUUGUCAUUUCAUUGUUACUCCUAAUAAGAAGUUUUCUAUAAUUGGUGGGAAAUUAAAAUUGAAAUCAUUAGUUAUUAGAGAGACAACUUCAAAUUUCACAAAGAUUAGAGAAUAUAAUCAUAAGAUAUCUGAUCAUGUUUCCCAAAUUCAUAGAAGAGAGGUGCAAAAAUCAUGUACUUUAUUACUUUUCUUGGAUUUGGUUAGUAUUUCAAAUUAUUUCACAAUAUUUGAUUUGAUUGAUUUUACAAAGAUUGAAAAAGUUGAUAUUUUAACCAAGUAUUUCCCUAAAGGUACAGAAUUGGAUGCCUUUUUAGAUAAAUAUUUCAAGAGUUUUUAUAAAAAUCUUAUAGUCAAUAUGAAAAACCCAUUAGCACCAAAUAUGGUUACAAUUGGUAUUGAACAAUAUGAUAAAUCAGUUAUGGUUGCCAAAGCUGUUAUUCAUGAUGAUGAGAGUGAAAAAGAUGAAAAUAAAGUUGCUGUUGUUGAAGUUGAGAAUUGA
Hansenula anomala is the source of this 1551-nucleotide messenger RNA. RefSeq lists its product as uncharacterized. The record is from RefSeq and is a predicted model, not a curated record. The transcript has a single exon. Lineage: Eukaryota; Fungi; Ascomycota; Saccharomycetes; Phaffomycetales; Wickerhamomycetaceae. Bases 1 to 1551 code for a protein of 516 amino acids.